Messenger RNA from Syngnathus acus (greater pipefish), 3979 nucleotides. RefSeq names its product MYB binding protein (P160) 1a (gene mybbp1a). Lineage: Eukaryota; Metazoa; Chordata; Actinopteri; Syngnathiformes; Syngnathidae. Gene Ontology annotation, molecular function: sequence-specific DNA binding; transcription corepressor activity; transcription factor binding. Gene Ontology annotation, cellular component: nucleolus. The record is from RefSeq and is a predicted model, not a curated record. Bases 74 to 3787 code for a protein of 1237 amino acids. The transcript is spliced from 27 exons. Gene Ontology annotation, biological process: regulation of DNA-templated transcription.
CUCAGGAAAAGACGUGCAUCCACGUUUUUUCCUCGCCGUACUUUCGGCAUGCUCCGGUGAGGUGUUCGUAGACAUGAUGGAUAUUCAGCCGAUUGCAGCCGUGCCGGUCCGGACGGCUGGCGCCCUCCAUCAGAACCGAGUCUUCCUCGACUUCUUCUGGGAUUUGGCCAAACCCGAUCAAGAAAUUCGUCUUAGAGCGGUGGAAAAUCUUCUAAAAUACCUAAAAGACAACAACGAGGAGGAUGAGUUGGAGUACACGCUCAAGAAGUUGGUGGACGGACUUGCUCACACGCGGGAGGCGGCGAGGCCAGGCUUCAGUCUAGCGCUGGGUCAGCUCCUGACCGCGUUUGAGGACAUCACUCUGCAGAACAUCCUUGACAGGAUCAGGGAGAAACACAAUGUGCAAACAGCCACAAAGAAAUUUGUCAGAAAUGCUGCAUUUGGCAGCUUGUUUGGCAUCCUUGCUCUCCAUCAGUCAGGUCGCCUUUUCAAAGAGCCCCCAGUGGUGCUGGGUUGUGUGCAGCUUCUGCAAAACCUCACCCAACAGCGACAGCACCUGAAAGACCUGCCCAACAAGACCAUGAUGGACAUCCUCGCUGAGGUCCCCAAGAAGGUAUUUGAGGAGGUCCUGCUGAGUGCUCUGCAGGCCGACAUGGCCUCGGCUUUCCAGACUCCAGAGCAGCUGCAACUGCUGUUGGUGGCGCUGGAGCGCUUUCCCCAGACCCUCCAACCCAAGAAAGUAAAAAAACUGUUGGGCUCUUCCAAGAUCAUCAACAACGACAACAUUGGACAGCUGACACACCUACUUAAGAUGGCCGCCCGCUCGGCAAAGAAGGAGUGUGCGCUGCCACCGUUGGCCCUGGACCUCCUGAAGCUGUCCCUGAGGGAAGACAGCUUCCAGCUCUUCUGGAACAAAGCCGUCGUGGAGGGAAUGCUGAAGGAGCACUCGGGGCCCACCAACUUUGUGAGUUUCCGACUGUUGGGCAGCGCUUUGCCACUGCUGUCCGUAUCCCAGCUCAGAGAGGUUCUGUCAGGGGAGGUGAUGAAGCAAUACGGCGAUCACGUGGUGUCGGCCCAGAAACAAGAUCACUUCAAGCUGGCGCCCGAGAUGGACGCUUAUGUGUCCAACUUCCUGGCUGGCUGCCAGGAUACUGAAAAGCAGUUGGCGGUGAUGGUGGGCUUCACCUCGCUCGUCAAUCAGGGCUACCCGGUGGUGCCGUCCGUGUGGCGUGUGGUGCAGCACCUACAGCCGGCGGCACUGCGGAAUUAUGUGGCGUGGCUCAGGUCCACCUUCCUGCGGCCCCGCGUGGACGAGCUGCUCAACUUCACCUCUCACAAGCAGAUGGAGCGCAAAGAAGAGUUGAAAGAGCCCCCCCAAUUUCGCCUGAGGAAGUGGAUCGUGGCCAGGCUGGUCUCCAUCGUGGACAACAACCACGUGAAGAAGGACGAGCAGCUUAUCAUGGACAUUGCCAGAUUUGUCUUUUUCCACACCUUCUUCAGUGUCAAGAAGGCCUGCGCCAACAUUCCAGAAACCGAAGAGAAGCUCCACAUCCCACUGGAUGGGAAAACCAGAGCGCUGAUGGUCACGUCUUUCUUUGGGCUCCUCCUAUCCGUGCAUAACUUGCCGCUGGCCGACGAGUCGGUGGCGCCCCAGAAGCGCCCGACGGGCGUCACGUCCGACGGCUCCUUGUGGCUGGAGCGCCUGGUCCAGUACGCCCAAGACCUGCUCGACAAGCCCGCGUUGGUCCGCCCCGUCCAUACCCUCAGUGAGGAGCAGAGGCAGGCCUGGGACAGCAUGUUGGAGUCGGUGGCGUGCCUGAAGAAGAAAGGCGGCAAAGGCCACUCGGCGGAGAACGCCGCCUUCCGGCAGCUCUUCCUCUUGAUCGGCAUGCAUCUCUUCAAGGCUCCGGAUGAGCUGCUGGACGUCAUGAAGGACCUGCAGAGAUGCGUGGAUGAAGCGCAGGAGAAGACAGCCAAGAAGAAUCGGGAGAAAGCCGGCAAGCGGGGGGAGGUGGAACCCCAGUGGGUGGAGGUGAUGGUCGACAUCUUGCUGUCGCUGCUGUCCCAACCCAGCCGCCACAUCAGGCAGGUGUGCAAGAGCGUCUUCGCCUCCAUCUGCCCCCACGUCAACGCUGCCGCCCUCACCGCCAUCCUGGACGCGCUGGAUGAGGACGCAGAGGGGGACGGCCCCGUGCUGGUUCUGGACGACGCCGAGGCGGCCAAGAAGAUGGAAACGGAGAAUGACGUUGAGGAGGACAUGGAAGACGAGUCAGAUGGCACCUCCGACGAGGAAGACGACGACAGCGACGGGGCCGUGGAGGAGGAGGUGGACCAAAACUUCAAAGCGGAGCUGAUGAAGGUGCUGCAGAAGAAGAACGCUCUGGCCGCAGAGGAGGAUAGCAGCGAAGAUGACUUGGAUGAUGAUACCAUGAUGGAGCUGGACAAGAGCCUGUCGGCGCUCUUUUCGGAGCAGCAGAAGAAGGUCCUGGCCAGAAAGGACACCGUGGCUAAAAUGCGCAAAAAGAAGACACUGUUGUUCGAUUUCAAGAUCAAGGUGCUGGACCUGGUUGAGGUGUUUGUGUCUCGGCAGGCUGACAAUCCUCUGGUUCUGGACCUUUUGGAGCCUCUGCUGUCCUUGAUUGAGCGAGGGAUGGCUUUGGGCAAUGAGCAGCAGGGGCAGGAAUUUCUGCGCAGGGCGGCGGACAUUUUCAAGAACCAGCUGUGCAGGUCCAAGGGCUACUGCAAGACAGCACAAGACCGACAGGAAGAGCUUCACUUCCUUCUGAACAAGCUGAUGACAAAAAUGCAGAAGUUGUCCGAGUCGUCUGUCGGCCUCUACUAUUUCAGCGCCGCUCUGUAUGUCGUCAAAGUGUUGCGAGGAGCUCCGUCCGGCGAAAGCGUGGACGGGGCACUGGUGUCCGGGGUUGCGCCAGACUUGCGCUUCAUGGGCAACGUGGACGUGGAGCAGGUGGCCGGCAUCUUUCGGGAGGCCCUCGGCCACUUCAUGAGUCGCAGGAAGAGCCCCCUGACCACCCAGAUGUUCACUGACCUCUUUGCUAGAUUUCCGGUUUUGUGCGUGAAGCUGUUGAACGCGACGGUGCAGCACAUCGCAUCGGGCAUCAGGGAGCACCAGCAGGGCCAGGCGUGCGUGUUGCUACUCCGUGCCAUGCAAAACAGGGACGUGCAGAAGCUGAUGAGCGGCGUGCCGUGGUUGCAUUUGUGCACCAAGGUGGUGGCUCAGCUCACCGCGGCUUUCAAGCUGCAAGGUCAAAUGGAGAACAAGGCUCUGCAGGAAAAGACGGUGAAGGCGCUAGAGCUGUGUCGCUUGCUGGUCAAACUCAUCCAACUGCAGAAGCUGUCUGUGGACUUGGAGGCUCUCAAGAGCGCCCUGCAGCUCCUGCCUGAAGUGUUUGCCUUCAAGAAGACAGGCAAGCUAGAGGACACCUACUGGACCGUCAUGAGACACUUUGGAAUCACGAAGCCGACGAUCGAGAAGAUAAAGCCUGGCAAGGAUGGUGGCCAGCAGCCGCCGCAACGGCCUGCCAAGAAGCAAAAGGGUUUCCUGCCAGAAAGCAAAAAAAAGAAAAAAAGACCGCAGCCCGUCUUGGAGCCCGCCGCAUACACCAGCUCGGCCCCAAUGACGGACAACGCGAGGGUGAAGAAAGGACAGGGCAAGACUAAUAACAAAAAAAAGUCAAAGAGGAAGGCAGAUGGCACUCCGGCGUCGCAGCCCGGCCCGGCCAAGAAAAGCAAAAUGCAAAAUGACAAGUCAGUUAAAAAGAAGUAAAAAACAAACAAAAGAAAGAUUAAAGAGGAAGUAUAAAGUUGGACUCUUUAAUAUAGAUUUUUUUUUGCUCCAUUUUUUAUCAACCUUUCAUGAGCCUCGAAAAAGUGCAAGGAUGGGAAUCCUAAUUUUUUUAAUGCAUGACUGCUUUUUUCAGGGAAAAAAUAACAUCAUUAAAGCCCUUUUCUCCUGCUG